This is a messenger RNA of Populus euphratica (Euphrates poplar), 1997 nucleotides long. Its product is annotated as bifunctional purple acid phosphatase 26-like. The transcript has 10 exons. The record is from RefSeq and is a predicted model, not a curated record. The coding region runs from base 225 to 1661 and encodes 478 amino acids. Gene Ontology annotation, molecular function: acid phosphatase activity; metal ion binding; protein binding. NCBI's taxonomy places the organism in Eukaryota, Viridiplantae, Streptophyta, Magnoliopsida, Malpighiales, Salicaceae.
UUAUUACUAACAUGGCAAUAGCGGAUUGGUGUAUCUCUAUACCUAGCAUAUCGCUAUUGAAACUUUGAAAACAACAACUGCUCUAACUGUUUGCUGGCAUCUUACUCUUGAGAAAAAGUCACCGUUUAUAACUGUCAAAGAUCUACAACACCGUCUGUCAUUACAACCUCUGUCUUCGCCAUUGAUUCAGGUUGUGUUUCCCAGGGAUUGCUCUUGCAAAGAAUAUGCUGCUGGCUUCUAGAUCAUUGCGGUUGCAAUUGUUUCGAUUUGUAAUUAUAUUAGUUUUAGUCUUAAGCUAUGUGGAAAAUGGGAAUGCGGGUUUAACGAGCACUUUUAUUCGUACGCAAUGGCCAGCGGCAGAUAUCCCUCUUGACAAUGAAGUUUUUGCAAUUCCAAAAGGUUAUAAUGCUCCACAGCAAGUCCACAUCACUCAAGGUGAUUAUGAUGGGAAGGCUGUAAUUAUCUCUUGGGUUACGCCUGAUGAACCGGGUUCUAAUACCGUGAAAUAUGGCACUUCAGAGAAUAGUUAUGAUUUUAGUGCUGAGGGCACUGUUACUAACUACACCUUUUACAAAUAUAAGUCUGGCUACAUUCAUCACUGUCUUGUUGAUGGGCUUGAGUAUGAUUCCAAGUAUUACUACAAGAUCGGAGAAGGUGAUUCCUCUCGUGUGUUUUGGUUUCAAACACCUCCAGAGAUUGAUCCAGAUGCUUCCUACACAUUUGGAAUUAUUGGUGAUUUGGGUCAAACAUAUAAUUCUCUUUCCACUCUCGAGCAUUACAUGAAGAGUGGGGGACAGAGUGUUUUGUUUGCUGGUGAUCUCUCUUAUGCUGAUAGAUAUCAAUAUGAUAAUGUUGGUAUUAGAUGGGAUUCAUGGGGCCGUUUUGUCGAGCAAAGUGCUGCAUAUCAACCAUGGAUUUGGUCAGCUGGGAACCAUGAGAUAGAGUACAUGCCAGAAAUGGAGGAAGUCCUUCCAUUUAAAUCAUUUCUGCAUAGAUUUGCCACCCCUCAUACAGCCUCAAAAAGCACCAAUCCUCUUUGGUAUGCUAUACGCCGUGCAUCUGCUCACAUCAUUGUCCUCUCCAGCUAUUCUCCAUUUGUAAAAUAUACUCCUCAAUGGAUGUGGCUUAGAGAGGAAUUGAAAAGAGUCAACAGGGAGAAGACACCUUGGCUCAUUGUUGUCAUGCACGUGCCCAUCUACAACAGCAAUGCAGCCCACUAUAUGGAAGGUGAAAGCAUGCGUGCAGUCUUUGAAAGCUGGUUUGUUAGAUCCAAAGUCGACUUCAUUUUUGCUGGUCAUGUUCAUGCAUAUGAAAGAUCAUAUCGUAUCUCAAACAUACAUUAUAACAUGACAACUGGUGACCGUUAUCCUGUUCCUGACAAAUCAGCGCCCGUGUACCUAACUGUUGGGGAUGGGGGAAAUCAGGAAGGUCUUGUUGGAAGGUUCUUUGACCCACAACCAGAUUAUUCCGCAUUCAGAGAAGCUAGUUAUGGCCAUUCUACCUUGGAGAUUAGGAACAGAACACAUGCAUUCUACCAAUGGAACCGAAAUGAUGACGGAAAGCCAGAAACAACUGAUUCUGUGAUAUUCCAUAACCAAUACUGGGCAAGCAAUCUGCAUAGAAGGAGACAUCUCAAGGCUAGGGAACUGGCUAGUUACUGAAGAUUUUGGAUAGAAAGGUUUCAUAAAUUUAUGCACUUUCUGCAUGCUGCGGCAGAGCAGUAAUAUUUUGCAGUUUGCACCGCAAUAAUAUCAAGGUCGGGGGUGCUAGCAACCUGUGCUGUUCACAGAAAUAUUUGGGAUCACUACGUCCUCCAUUUAUAGUAAACGGCCAUUUGUUGAAUUUGCCAGCAUUUCAUAUUAAGGAAUUAGUUUGUCAAGUUUCAUUUCCUGAAAUAUUCCUUGGUUUCUUAGCUCAAUAAUGACACAUUGUUGGUCACUAUCGUUCUCGACUCCAUUGUAAAUCAUCAUAUAAUAAAGUGCUAUUUUCAUUGCUCA